Acanthamoeba castellanii str. Neff is the source of this 621-nucleotide messenger RNA. Its product is annotated as saccharopine dehydrogenase. The record is from RefSeq and is a predicted model, not a curated record. Gene Ontology annotation, molecular function: saccharopine dehydrogenase activity. NCBI's taxonomy places the organism in Eukaryota, Discosea, Longamoebia, Acanthamoebidae. Gene Ontology annotation, cellular component: cytoplasm. The transcript has 4 exons. The coding region runs from base 1 to 621 and encodes 206 amino acids.
AUGUCGGGUUCUGGCAAGGAAGUGUUGGUUCUUGGUGCCGGUAUGGUGGUGCGCCCGCUCGUGCCCUACCUCACCCAGCACGGCUACCGCGUCGUCGUCGCCUCCAGGACGCUGGCCAAGGCGCAGCACAUCGUCGAGGGCAUCUCGGGCGCCAAGGCCGUCGAGUGCGACGUCGACACUGAUGAGGGCAAAGCCGUCCUCGAGACCCUCCUGCCCUCUGCCGAUGCCGUCGUGUCGCUGCUGCCCUACCUCCUGCACCCGUUCCUCGCCAAGAGGGCUCUCGCCCACAACAAGCACUUCUUCACCACCUCCUACGUCAGCCCGGCGAUGAGGGAGCUCGACGAAGAGGCCAAGGCCAAGAACCUCGUGUUCAUCAACGAGUGUGGUGUCGACCCUGGCACUGACCACAUGAGCGCCAUGCAGAUCAUCGACGACGUCAAGUCCAAGGGUGGCAAGAUCCUCUCUUUCACCUCCUACUGCGGUGGCCUCCCGGCGCCCGACAGCAACAACAACCCUCUCGGCUACAAGUUCAGCUGGUCCGCCCGCGGCGUGCUGCUCGCCUCCACCAACAACGCCAUCUUCCUUCAGGACGCUACAAAGGCCAAGAGCUAUCGACGCUGA